Molecule: messenger RNA, 1755 nt
Organism: Perca flavescens (yellow perch)
Lineage: Eukaryota; Metazoa; Chordata; Actinopteri; Perciformes; Percidae
Gene: chrm3b
Product: cholinergic receptor, muscarinic 3b
Exons: 6
Coding region: 1-1755 (584 amino acids)
Biological process (GO): adenylate cyclase-inhibiting G protein-coupled acetylcholine receptor signaling pathway; chemical synaptic transmission; G protein-coupled receptor signaling pathway, coupled to cyclic nucleotide second messenger
Cellular component (GO): plasma membrane; synapse; dendrite
Molecular function (GO): G protein-coupled acetylcholine receptor activity; G protein-coupled serotonin receptor activity
Source: RefSeq, a predicted model, not a curated record
AUGAACCUGACCUCCAGCUCUGAUGGUUUCCACUUCCUUACCAAUAGUUCUCCUGGUAUGAGAGAUGAGCCUGAUACUACCAUCAUAGGUGGCUCUUACCAGGAGUUGGCCAUAUUAUCUGACAAUGUUGGUGGGUGGAAGCAGCAUAAUGUUAGUCAUGUCUCAUGGCAAGGAGGAAACUUCACUGAUUCACCAGUUAACAGGACAUUAUUGCUGCCAGCAGAGGAGUUUGACCCUUUAGGAGGACAUACUAUCUUACAGGUCAUCAUAAUUGUCUUCCUCACUGGAUCGCUUUCUCUUCUCACUGUUGUUGGCAACAUCCUAGUGUUGGUGUCAUUCAAGAUCAAUAAGGCACUGAAGACAGUGAACAACUACUACCUGCUAAGCCUAGCAUUUGCUGACCUUACAAUUGGCACACUUUCAAUGAACCUGUAUACCACCUACCUCAUAAUGGACCAGUGGGCUCUGGGGCCAGUGAUCUGUGACUUGUGGCUUGCAAUAGACUAUGUGGCCAGUAACGCCUCAGUCAUGAACCUGCUUGUUAUCAGCUUUGACAGGUAUUUCUCUGUUACCAGACCUUUGACAUACCGGGCCAAGCGUACAACAAAGCGAGCAAUGACUAUGAUUGGAUUGGCCUGGUCAAUCUCUUUCAUUCUCUGGGCCCCAGCCAUCCUGUUCUGGCAGUACAUUGUGGGUGAGCGGACAGUCCAGCCCAAUGAGUGCUACAUCCAGUUCCUGUCCGAGCCCAUCAUUACAUUCUGCACUGCUAUAGCUGCGUUCUACUUGCCAGUAACUAUUAUGGCAUUCCUGUUUUGGAAGAUCUAUCAGGAGACAGAGAAGCGUGUUAAAGAUAUGGAAGGUCUCAAGGGAUCUGGGUCAGGUAACCGCCCAAGCCAGGCUCAGAAUCAAAGAACCAUGCAGCGCCAAAUGAGCUCUCAAAGCUGCAGCAGCUAUGAACUAAAUCAGCUGGCUUCAGAGAAGAAAAACAAGGACACUGUCAGCAUACAAGGAGGAACGGGAAGCAGAAGGAGGUGUGGCGCAUUCUGCUUCCAGUUUUCAUCACUGCUACCAGGUCGCCAUGCAUCCAAGAGGUCUGUCAACACCACAACAACUACAGUGGGUGAAGCAGAGCAGAGCAGCUGUGACAGCUUUAACAACAAUGAAGUUGGAGCCUCUGGGGACCAGUCAGGUUCAGAGGAUGAAGCUGACGGUGCAGACCCAUCAAAAUCUCCAACAGAUGGUAAAAAAUCUAGAAAGGUGAAAAACAACAAAGAUAAAGGAUCAUCAUCUUCCAAAAGUCGAAAAGGUUCACAAUCAAACCCUGUCAUCUCAUCACCCGCCGACCAAUCACCUGCAGCCAUCACCAUGAAGGAUGCAGCGAUGGCCAAACGCUUCGCCUCUAAGGCCAAGACAGAGGUCAGCAAGCGUAAGAAUGAAAAAAAGGCAAAUGAAAAGAAAGCAGCACGGACACUCAGUGCCAUCCUCUUCGUCUUCAUCAUGACGUGGCUACCAUACAAUAUCAUGGUGUUGGUCAACACUUUCUGUCAGGACUGUAUACCCGAAACUCUUUGGGCACUGGGCUACUGGUUGUGUUAUGUUAACAGCACAAUCAACCCAAUGUGCUAUGCCCUGUGUAACAAGACCUUCCGGACAACUUUCAGGGAUAUCUUGAUGUGCCAGUGGGAUCAAAAGAAGAACAAUCCUCAUUUUCAACAGAGGAAGGCUGUGGCUUUCAAGAAAAAAGACCCAAUGUAG